Mollisia scopiformis is the source of this 2127-nucleotide messenger RNA. RefSeq names its product subtilisin-like protein. The transcript has 9 exons. Bases 1 to 2127 code for a protein of 708 amino acids. Gene Ontology annotation, molecular function: serine-type endopeptidase activity. The record is from RefSeq and is a predicted model, not a curated record. NCBI's taxonomy places the organism in Eukaryota, Fungi, Ascomycota, Leotiomycetes, Helotiales, Mollisiaceae. Gene Ontology annotation, biological process: proteolysis.
AUGAUCUUCCUUGAACAGUUAUUCUUCAAAGUCUUUGGGGUUUUGGGCUUGUUCGCUCCCAUAGCUCAAGCAUUUGCAUCGUUCUACGAAGCACGAGAUUCUACCAUUCAAGAUGAAUAUAUCGUACUCCUUCAUCCAGAUUACACUCUCAGCCAGCAUUACAACUUCAUAGGAGUGAAUAUGUCACAACAAUCGUCUAUGUUUCAUUACUUGGACACCAUAAAUGCAUAUGGGGUGCGCGCGAGCCCUGAACUUGUCCAUGAACUAAUCCGUCACGAUAAUGGCGUUCUCUAUAUCCAGCAGAACUUUCAUCUGAAUGCAUCUCUAGGAAUUGAUGGAGGCAGUCCCAUCACGACGAAUUUCCCAGGCAAAGGAAAGUCACGGAGGUGGACACAGGAGAAUUGGAUUGGUCGAUUCUGGAACUUCAUGCUCACAGCGGGAAAGAAGCUCGACACCAUUCCUCCUGAAUUUGAGACAGAGUAUCCUCUCUUAAAGUAUGCCGGCCUAGGAGUCGUCGUUUAUGUACUCGAUACUGGUAUAAGACUUUCACAUGUAAUGUUGGAGGGGCGAGCUACAAACUUCCAAAACUUUGAAAAUUCUCCAUACUGCAACGAGCCAAUGGCAGACCUCGUUGGUCACGGAACUCAUGUAGCAGGUAUCGUCGUCAAUACUGCGCCUUGGGCAUACACUGUCAAUGUCAAAGUCCUAGGAGAGGGACAAAGUCCGCUGGGGCUCAUACGUGCUAUAGUGGAUGUGACCAAAGAACACCAAUUUUACCAGAAUAAUCCUGGCUCAAGACCAGUUCCUUGGAGUGGUUCAGUGAUAAAUCUGUCCUUGGGCUUUCUAACGACGAAUCCUAUCCCUGCACUCCAACUUGCUGUGACAAGAGCGUUCCAGGCUGGAAUUCCUAUUGCGGCUUCUGCGGGGAAUUUUAAAAAUACUGGUCAACAGGCAGUCUACCCGCCCUGCAUAUAUCAGGGCUCUGUACUAUGUGUUGCUUCAUGUGAUAGAAAUUACCAGAAGUCGGGGUUCUCAAAUUUCGGUGGAAAUGUAAGCAUUAUUGCUCCCGGAACUAAUAUUGACUCUGCAUGGUUCAAUGAUGACCACAGAGUACGCACCGUUUCUGGAACCAGCCAAGCAACUCCAUUUCUUGCCGGGGUCAUGGCAACAUUCAUUGGUUAUGAGAAGAUAUCGAACAAUCCAGCAAAAGUGUAUCAGCGUGUACGACAAAAUCAGCUCUACGGCAUUGUGAGUGGAUUCAGUGCUGAUACACCCAACUUAUUUCUCAAUACCGGCAUAAAUGAUCCUAAUAAAGACCCAGCUGUUCCUUAUCACGGAGCACCUGGCAGAGAUUUGACGUCUUCUAACGAUACAAAUACCAGUGCAGAUGGACCUGUGACUUAUGAGACUGUCAGCUCGGCGCUAUACAGCUACAGUAUUAGCUCUAUUCCUUCUGGGAGUGUGGUAGGCUAUGAAGGAGAGAUUACCAUAGGCACGGAUUCCGGAACAGCAACACUUAUGCCUUUCUCAUCCUUUUCAGUUAUCUCAAAUUCUACCUCGCUGCCUGCUCUACCAUCCUCAACAUUCUCAACACAGUCAACGACGUCCCUGUACACACAGCCAUCUUCUUCAACACAAUCAACAGUGUUAGCACCACCACCACCAUCUUCUACUCCAGCAACGACACCAACCGCGACUUCUGUCAGCCCUGAAACAAACACGCCAUACAUCCCACCAACAACUCCAUCCUGCGUCCCUCGGCCAACAGGGUCCUACCACGACUCCCACGAAACUGACCUCACCCUAGCAGUCAACUACUUCUGCGCCAACAACAAUGACGCCCCCAUGCAAGAAGCCAUCAUCGCUGGUCCAGUCACAGAAGGCAAAUCUAUCGUCGUCGUCGCAAGACCUUAUACAGGCACAACUCCCGAGGAUGAUGUCUACAUGAUCAAAAUCAUCCCUUUGCCAUAUUGUACGCCGCCGAGUGGUUCGGAUAUUAAUACUCCGGUUGCUGGGAGUACGUGUAGCUCACUCUUGUAUGAUGCGUGGAAGAACUGUAACAACGAUGGGCGUGGUGGGUCGAUUAUAGCUAGUUGCUGGACGUACAGUGUGGCUACGAAAUGGUGA